AUGGAGGAAGCAACCGGCAGCGGCGGUGGGAUUCAUUGGUUGUGGGCGGUAGCCAGUGGUGCUCAAAUGGGAUGGGGUGUGCGUUCAUACCGUAAAGGCUACCCAGGGGAUUCGUGCCUCAUGCCUUUGAAAGCUUUCUCUGUUGCUUCUCUCUUCAUAGGUAGUGCUGCUUCCGCUUCUAUCUUCAUUCUUCAGACUAAUGGCAUCCAUGGGGUGGAUGAUCUCAUUGACGCCGGUGCCAAUUUAAGAGCUAAACUUGGGUUGCGUCCACGCAGGCCGAAUAAGAAUAUGGAUGAGUCCUAA
Lathyrus sativus (Indian pea) is the source of this 303-nucleotide messenger RNA. The record is from the annotation of a GenBank genome assembly. NCBI's taxonomy places the organism in Eukaryota, Viridiplantae, Streptophyta, Magnoliopsida, Fabales, Fabaceae.